Molecule: messenger RNA, 8972 nt
Organism: Acanthochromis polyacanthus (spiny chromis)
Lineage: Eukaryota; Metazoa; Chordata; Actinopteri; Pomacentridae
Product: general transcription factor II-I repeat domain-containing protein 2-like
Exons: 2
Coding region: 7008-7955 (315 amino acids)
Source: RefSeq, a predicted model, not a curated record
AUGGUGGCGCUGUAAGCACGUCUCUCGACAGCCUAUGAGGCGUCUACCUAUAUAUGUCUAUGAAACAUAACAACAACGCCAGGGGCGGAAGUGUCCGUCAGGGCAGAAAUCUCCUUCAAAAUAAAUGCAACAUACGGAACAUUGGUCCCUGGUGGGAGCAUAGCUCUUGCUCUUAUUCUGAUAAGAUUAACUUAAUAAUGCUCACGUCACAACACUACCUUAAUCUCAUCUGUCCAUAAAUCAUUCUCCCAGAAGGAUUGAGGCUUACACAGGUACUUUUUUGCAAACUCCAGUGUGGCUUUUUUAUGUCUGUGUCAGCAGUGGGUUUCUCCUUGGUCUCCUGCCAUAAUGCUACAUCUCAUUCAGAUGACUGACGAUUCAGAUGAUAUUUUUUUCAAGAUGGCACCGUGAGAGUGGCAGCGAGUUACAGCAGCUCCUGAGAACUUUACAUCUUUUUAGUUAUUUUUGUAGUUUUCUUCGCUUUUUUUUUUUUUUAGUUUUUUUCGUCAAGUAGGUGUGCCGCAUUUGUACAGGGCAAACAUGGAUGUACAAAUUGCAUUUCCCCUACAUUCCCCCUACUCCCUGUGCAUGCGUGGGUUUUCUCUGGGUACUCUGGCUUCCUCCCACAGUCCAAAAAUAUGCUAAGGUUAAUUGAUUAUUUUAAAUUGCCCGUAGGUGUGAAUGUGAGUGUGAUUGUUUGUCUGUAUAUGUAGCCCUGCGACAGACUAGCGACCUGUCCAGGGUGUCCCCUGCCUUCACCCAAGUCAGCUGGGAUAGGUUCCAGCACCCCCGCGACCCUAGUGAGGCUAAAGCGGUGUAUAGAGAAUGGAUGGAUGUUUACUACUGAUUUCGGAACUCUUAAGUUUACAUCUGCUGACCCGUUCAGCCACGGCAUUGUUUACAGUCGGGAACAGUUGUUGGCGCUGAGCAAGGCCAGGCCGCCGUUGUGGGAGACACCGGACAUCCCAGCGGAGCUCUGCAGGAGGAGGAAAGGAUGCCAGGCAGGAGUGAAGCAUCGGGAAAAGAGGAGACGCUACAAACCGUCUGUCUCAUCUGUAAUAAUGGGAAAUGUGAGGUCUCUCCAGAACAAGAUGGAAGAGCUGAUGGCGCUGACCAGGCUGCAGUGGGAAUAUAGGGAGUGCAGCCUCAUGACGAAGUCAUAGUUGAACGAACUCACUCCGGACUCACUUUUAACUCUGGAUGGAUUCCAUCUAGUCAGAGCGGACCGGAUCGUGAGAGAGAGUGGUAAAAGAAAGGGUGGGGCCCUCGCAAUGUAUGUGAAUGAGAGAUGGUGUAAUGCCGGGCACAUUAGCGUUAAACAGCGGCUCUGCACUAAGGAUGUAGAACUACUGACGGUCAGUCUGCAUCUGUUCUAUCUAGCCCGGGAAUAUUCACAUGUAAUAGCUAUUACUGGGUACAUUUCUUCCUGAGCUGAUGCGGCUGCAGCCUGUGAACUCAUCCACAGUGAAGUGUCCCAGCUGCAAACAUCACACACCCAAUCUCUUAUUAUCAUCUCAGGUGACUUUAAUCAUACAUCGCUUACUGCCACUGUCCCCAUUUUUACCCAGUACGUGAUCACAACCUGGUGAGACUGCAUCCCAUUUACAUACCUAUGGUGAAGAAACAACCCCCCACCUUAAGGUAUGUGAAGAAGUGGUCUGAAAAGGCCUGCAAGACAGACCCCAGACUGGGAUGUGUUGUGUACUCCACACGGGGAGGAUAUCAACUCAAUGACAGACUGUGUUACGGACUACAUCAACUUCUGUGUAGAGAACAUCGUACUGACCAGGAAAGUACAGUGUUUCUCUAACAACAAACCCUGGGUGACCCCAGAACUGAAGGAGAAGAGGAGGGUUUUUGGAUCUGGGGACAAAGAGGAGCUGAGGAGGGUGUAGAAGGGGAUAAAGAAGAAGAUAAAGGCAGACAAGGCCAGCUACAGGACCAAGAUGGAAUCUCACCUGCAGGAAAAAAACACAAGGGAGGUCUGGAGAGACCUGAGAUCCAUCUCUGGUUACAGCAGAGACCAUGAAAGGGGAGCUGCAGUAGGAUAUCGGGAGUGGGCCAAUGACCUGAAUCUGUUCUUUAACAGGUUUGACUCUGCUCCCACUCCUCCCCUCUCUCAUCAAAGCACCAACCAGCCAGCUCCUUCUUCACACCUCAGCUCUCUAUCACCAACACCUUCACCACCCCUCCCCCUCUCCCCAUCCCCCACCACUUCCGGACUCUACAUACAACCCCACCACCCCUCUUCCUCUCACUCCUCACCACCACCAUCACUCCUCCUCCUGCCACCCUCCUCCACCACCCCGGGGCCUCUCCAUAAGACCUGAUCAGGUGAGAAGUGAGCUUAAAAAAGAUCAAGACCAGAAAGGCCGCAGGUCCUGAUGGAUUCAGCUCCAGACCCCAUUAGAGACUGUGCAGAUCAACUCAAGCAGGUGCUGCUGCACAUCUUUAACCUGGACCUGAGUCUGGCAAGGGUUCCUGUGUUAUGGAAGACUUCCUGCCUGGUUCCUGUCUCAAAGACCAGGAACCCCAGGGAUCCUAACCACUUCAGACCUGUGGCCCUCACUUCUCAUCUGAUGAAGACCAUGGAGAGGAUAGUCCUCAGGAACCUCGGUCCCCACGUGAGCCCACAUCUGGAUCCACUGCAGUUCGCUUAUCCAGCCAAACACUGGAGUGGAUGAUGCAGUCGUCUACCUGCUGCACAGAUCGCUGACUCACCUUUUUGGGAAUAUUUGAUCACAUUUAAUAAUAUCUUAUUUAACCAACUAUGAAUUAAAUUUAAUCAUAACUCAUGUAAUCAGCAUUUAUUCUAAUUUAAUCACAACUAACCUUAUUAUGCAGUCAUAAUCAUAAUUGUAUUAAUGCACUGUUGCUUAUAAUAAAUUUAUGUUAACCAUGCAAAGCAAAUACUAGUGUGCAUAUAAUGUGCUUCUUUCAGCAUUGAUCCUCUGCAUACAGGCUGCAGGAGAUGUUGCUCAACGAGUGUUUAAGAUUAGACGUACCCCACGGCUUUAUCUGUCAUUGCUCACAAUCUGAUAUGGCAAAACAGCAGUGGCCAUUCCAUGGAAGAAGUGAGGAUGCAGUAGAGGACAUAUCUAAAAGUAGCAAUCAUGUACGCUCUGAAACAACCAGGUUAAAAGUCAUAACAGAUACAUUAAAGCACCAACCUGAAAGAUAUCUUAAAAGGAGACCAAAGAAACAUGGAAACUAAAAUAUAAUAUUUUACAUUGAUAUACCACACCUAAAACAAGCCAAAUUGAAUGUCUUAAAUAGUAACUAAAAGAUAGAACAAGAAGAAUUCUAUAAAACAAUAAGCUAAAUGGGUCUGCCCUAGUCAGUGAUCAAAUAGUUAAAUAAAUAUUUAAUUAAAUAAUUAAAUCCAAGAAAUAAAAUAAAUAGAACUCAAAGUUUGAGCACACAUACAAGGAAACUCCCAAGGCAAGAGGUUAUGCCUGAGUUAUUUCGUAACCUUAAGAGCUGACACGUGCAAACAGCAGGCCCCUCGAAACAACGUGAAGAUUAACUGGCUUGGACAAAGACUGAAGACACCUGAUGAAUGUGCUGUAACUUAGAUCAAUCAGAUAGAAGUCCAUUGUCAGAUUUAAACCUCUGUAAACUCUGCAUUAGUGUUUUCCUUGUGACGGUUGAUUGCAGAAAUUCUCCGUAGACUAGACAACUGCUGUUUGCUAGAUCAAGUGAGAGCCUGUAUGCAUACAUUCUGAUCAUCCAAUGCUACUAAAUAUUCUUGAACAAACGUUUUAUUUUUGAGUCUUCAAUGAUCCAGAGUGAUUCCUCUAUAGCAAAAUAAUAAACAUGCUCUAACAACCUGGAGAACACCGGUAGCACUGUGAGGGUCAUGUUCCUUGACUUGUCCAGUGCUUUCAGCACAAUCCAGCCUUCUCUGCUCAGGGUGGAGCUCGAAGGAGCGGGAGUAGACUGUCACCUGGCUGCAUUGACCAUCGACUACCUCACCAACAGACCACAGCACGUGAGGCUUCAGGACUGUGUGUCUGAUGUGGUAGUCAGCAGCAUGGGGGCCCUACAGGGGACAGUGCUCUCUCCCUUUCUCUUCACCCUGUACACGUCAGACUUCCAUUAUAACUCUGGGAGCUGUCACCUCCAGAAGUUCUCUGAUGAUACAGCCAUUGUCGGGUGUGUAUCUGAGAGGAACAAGCGGGAGUACAAGACAGUCAUCUCUGACUUUGUUGACUGGUGUGAGCGAAACCAUCUGAAGCUCAAUGCCGGUAAGAUGAAGGAGAUGACCACUGACUUCCGCAGGAGGAGGACACCUCAGACUGCACCGGUGAACAUCCAGGGUUUGGACAUUGAGAUGGUGGACUCUUACAAAUACCUGCGUGUUUACCUCAACAAUAAACUGGACUGGUCACACAACACAGAGGUUCUGUACAAGAAGGGCCAAAGUCCUCUCCACCUGCUGAGGAGACUGAGGUCCUUUGGAGUGUGCAGAACUCUGCUCAGGACAUUUUAUGACUCUGUGGUAGUGUCUGCUAUUUUCUAUGCAGUGCUCUGCUGGGGAGCGGAAGAGACUGAACAGACUGGUCAGGAAGGCUGGUUUUGUCCUGGACUGUUCCCUGGACUCCAUAGAGGAGGUGGGUGAGCAGAGAUAUUGGCAAAGCUCACAUUCAUCAUGGAGACAAUCCCUCAGCAUGAUGCUGUGGGGUCUUUAAGCAGCUCCUUCAGCAGCAGACUGUCACAAAAUACAUGUAACCCAGUUCUCAGACAGAAACUGGGGGUUGUGAGGCAAGAAUCACAGAUGUCCUGCUGUAAUUCACCUUAAUGGCAUUAAUACAAGUAAUGAAUGAAGAACUUGACAAGUUAUCUUCUUGGUUCAUGUCAAAUAAAUUGUCACUCAAUAUUAAAAAAACUAACUUUAUAUUUUUUGGAAUACAGCCCAAUACUUUUAAAUCUUCUUUGAAAAUUCAAAUUGAUAAUAUACCCAUCCAGAAUGUUUCCUCUGCUCGUUUUCUUGGAGUUAUAGUUGAUGAAUCCCUUAGCUGGAAACCACAUCUGAGUUUUCUUACUUCAAAAAUCGCCAAAGCUGUCGGAAUACUGGGAAAAAUCCGCUACCUCAUUAAUUCAAGAGUGGCAACAAUGCUAUAUUAUGCAAUGGUAUAUCCACAUAUAAAUUACUGUAAUAUAUCUUGGGCAAGUACCCAUGAAACUAAACUUCAGCCUAUUUAUCGUCUCCAGAAACGAAUUUUGAGAAUAAUAUUUCGUGUAGAUCGCAGACAUCCAUCUCAGCCCCUGUUUGCUAAAGCAGGUGUUCUGAGUGUCUACCAAGUCAAUAAUUUCCAAAUUGGUCAGUUUGUUUAUAGUUCUGUAAACAAACUACUACCUCAACAUCUAAAUUCUAUUUAUCAUUUUAAUAACGAAUUUCAUUAUUAUCCAACUCGUAGCAGCACACUUAUUAGAGCUCAUUUUGCUUGUAUAAAUCUGUCUGUAUUUAGUAUUCCAUACAGAGGAUCCAAAAUAUGGAAUCAGUUACCAACCUGGGUCAGAGUCCUUUCACAAACCAAAUUUAAAGCAGCUUUGAAAGCACUGCUUUUGAAAAAGAGUAAUUUUCCAUAUGGGAUAUCCUACUAACACCUGGUUUGUCUUUGGUCAGUAUGUUUUAAUGAGGUAAUAUUUACCCUGUGUAUAAUUUUAUGAACUGUUGGCAUGUUAUUUGUCACAUUUUUAUGUAUCUAUAUAAUGGUCUACCUGAGAAGGUUUUUAUUUUUUUUAUUUUUUUUGGAGGUUGUCUUCUUUCAAACCCCUUGAGGAUUUUUUGGCAACCUUCCUUCACAUUUUUAAUGUAAGAAAUGCAAAUUGUUUGUUUAAUUUUGUGUGUGAAAAUUAAAUCAAAUGGAGCUUUUCUGUUGGGAGAGGAGAGAAUUCUGGACCUGUCCAGUGUCCGAGUUGACAGUUUGAUGUGGGUUUUAGACCCCCAUUGUCAGGGCUCCCUCCUCCCCACCUGACAUCCCAAAUACCCCUUUUCCCCCAUCUGUUUCCUCUCCCUCUCCUGUUCCCCUGCCCUGUCUGUCUUGCCUGUCUCCCAUCCGCUCCUCUGCCCUGUCUGUCUUGCCUGUCUCCCAUCCGCUCCUCUGCCCUGUCUGUCUUGCCUGUCUCCCAUCUGCUCCUCUGCCCUGUCUCUCCCCCUACAGCUCGGUGCCUGAGUGGAGUCUACCUUCCCAGCUGACUCCACUCAGGCAAUCAACCACCUCCACGACUCCCGGACAGCUGAGGGACAUCACGCUGAUUAAUCACCCCUGCAAUAAGAACCGGCCUCAUCCUUCCACUCCCUGCCAGAUUGUUGAACCAAGACACCUCAAUCAGCUGUCCGGGAUCCCCGCCAUCCUCCUUCCCCUCCGGCUCUCCCCAACCAAGUCAUCACCGGUUUUCCCCGCCUGGACCCCCAUUCCUGCCUGGACCCCCGUUCCUGCCUGGACCCCUUCUGUCCCUGCCUGGACCCCUCCGCUCCUGCACCCUGGUUUUCCCCCCACCGAGCCACUAUUUCACCCCCUACAAUAAAACACUUUCAUUCCAGCCAGCCUUGGUAGUGUGGCUCUCUGCUCGGGUCCAACCCGCUCGUUCGCGACACCCAUCCUAAAAGAAAAUGUUCCUUAUCUGAUUUAGCGUCUCCUCUGGAAUUCCAAAGACUAAGCGUGUCCGCUACCAUACAUACAUACAUACAUACAUACACAUAUAUAUAUAUAUAUAUAUAUAUAUAUAUAUCCAUCAUCGAUACACCGCCUAAGGGUCGCGGGGGUGCAAACGGGUUUAAUCCGGCCCGAGGGAUGAUUAUGUAAAGUCUAAAAAUGAGCUGCAAUUUUUCAAUAAACUGCUGUUCUAACUGUGUCCACUAGAUGGCGAUAGCAAUUGAGUUAGGCAAGCAAACUGUUUGUACCAGGGCAGAGCAAGUCGGUCAAGCAAGCGCAGCCAAUCCGGAUGAGCUACUGUGCUUUGCCCACGAUAUUUAUUACAGCUUCUACUUUUAGCAUUAUAUGCUUUGUCACCCACAUUGCCCCAAUAUGUCGCUAUCAAAAAAGAGAAAAGUGGACGCAGAGUGCAGAGUGUUCCAAGAAAAAUGGUCAUCCUCCUAUUUUUUCACGGAAAUGAAUGGGAAAGCAGUAUGUUUGGUGUGUUCGCAGCAUGUUGUAUUGCUGAAAGAAUAUAAUCUUCGUCGCCACUACGUGAGUUUUCAUGCCGACAAAUAUGACAACUUUCAAGGGCAGCGGAGAAAAGAGAAACUGGAUGAACUGUUGUCAGGUCUGAGAAAACAGCAGUCUGUUUUUACUCACAGCCGAGACAUCAGUGACGCUGCGGUGAAAGCGAGCUACCUCAUUGCUAAUGAAAUCGCAGUGGCUUCAAAACCAUUUAGUGAGGGCGAAUUUAUUGCCUUUUCAGUUGCAAUUGAUGAAAGCACGGACACUACAGAUGUUGCACAACUGGCCAUUUUCAUCCGUGGGGUUCAUUACACAUUGACCAUCACCGAAGAGUUCGUGGAGAUGGUGCCAAUGUCAGAUACAACGACAGCCGCUGAUAUUUUCUCUGCACUCGUCGGCGCCCUGGACAGGAUCGGAGUGGACUGGUCGCAUGCUGUCAGCCUGGCUAUGGAUGGCGCUCCCUCAAUGAUCGGUAAAAAAGCAGGUGUUGUGACAAAGUUCAGAGAGAAAGUGCGAUCUGCAAACGAAGGACGCGAUUUUUGGACUUUUCACUGUAUUUUGCACCAGGAGGCUCUGUGUUGCAAGUCACUUAACAUGGAUAACGUCAUGAAGGUGGUCAUCCAAACGGUGAAUUUCAUCCGAUUCAGAAGCCUGAAUCACUGUCAGUUUGACAGCCUUCUCAGAGAGAAAGACCACAUCUAUUGCUUGCCAUACCACACUGAGGUAAGGUGGUUAAGCCGAGGUGCUGUGCUGAGGCGUUUCUAUGACUUACGAGAAGAAAUCUAGCAGUUUAUGGAAGAAAAGGGCAAGUCGGUGUUAGAAUUUCAUUCCGGAGAAUGGAUGCAGGACCUUGCAUUUAUGGUGGAUGUUACCGAGCACCUGAAUACCUUGAACAAACAGCUGCAAGAGCGCAACAAAGUUGUCACACAGUAUUAUGACAGCAUACGCGCUUUCAAGUUGAAGCUGUCACUGUGGGAGACGCAACUCGCUGGUGGUGAUGCAGCUCACUUCCCCCGUCUGAAACGUGUGCGCGACCCAACGUGUCACCGACAUGAAGCGGUUCAAAGAUGAAAUCGCGGGACUGUUAUGGGAGUUUGAGCAACGUUUUCAGAUUUUUUGUGAACUGGAGAAAGACUUCAAAGUUUUUUGCUCGCCAUUCACCGUGAAUCCCUCUGAUCUGCCUGUCAACAUCCAACUUGAAAUAAUUGACUUGCAGUGUGAUUCAGAUGUGAAGGGCAAAUUUGCUGCAGCUGGCUUGGUCACAUUUUAUCAGAACCUCUUGCCAGGUUAUCCCAACUUGACAGCCCUUGUUGCAAAGCUGUUGUCCAUGUUUGGAACCUCAUAUAUUUGUGAGCAGGUCUUCUCUGUAAUGAGCAUUAAUAAAACCAAGCUGCGCUCAAGGCUCACACACAGCCACUUGAAUCACAUCCUGAAGUUGGCUGUCACCCAAAAUGUGACGCCUGAUAUUGAUGCACUGGUGAAAGCUAAAAGAUGCCAGACAUCAGGAACCAAAUAAACAAUGCAACCCCACUUAAAGUGCUGAAUGAGACACCUUCAUAUAGUUCUGUGGUCUGUGAUACUGUUCUGGUUCUGUGAAUCACUGAGGCAUUGUGUGUUUGUAUGUUCUUUAUCCUCAGAAUUUUCAAAAAAAAAACUUGAAGUGUUUUAUUAUUAAUGGUGAUGUUGUGUUUGUCCCAUUUUGGACAGUAUUAAAACAAAGAAAACAAUCUGAAGUUGUUGUUUUUACGUUAUAUACCAUGAUUUUACCAGUCUGGCCCAUUUGAGAAUAGAUUUUCCUCAAUG